AUCGUAUUUAAUUCCCCAAAACCGGUCUAACGUCAUCAAACACUCAGAGAUCAUACUCGUUUUCUCUGAUCUCCGCCAUUUUUCGACAACCCAAAAAAAUCGUUUCACAUCCACUGCAAAAAUGACAGGUCACGAGAUCGACCCCCGCAGCGGGUACUGCAAAACCAAUUCCAUCUUCUAUAGCAAACGAAAACAGAUAAACUUUCCCCAAGAAGAGUAUCUGGACCUCCCAAAAUUCGUCUCAAGACUUCCUCACAGAGGACAAAUAGCUCUUGUGGAUGCCUCAACAGGCGAAAAAAUAACCUUUUCUCAACUAUGGGGAAGUGUGAAAUCCUUAGCAGCAGGAUUAUCACAAAUAGGGAUCAAGAAAGGCGAUGUAGUUCUCCUCCUUUCGCCCAAUUCUGUGCACUUCCCUGUCAUCUGCAUGGCAAUCAUGUCGAUCGGUGCCAUUGUAACCACAACCAAUCCACUCAACACAGCCAGCGAGAUCGCCAAACAGGCCUCAGACUCGAAAGCAAAAUUAGCUUUCGUCAUACCAGAACUAGAGGGGAAGUUAGCAGAGGCCAACAUACCGCUAGUUCUUAUAACUAAAAACAGCAGCAGCAGCAGAAGGUGCUUGAUGGACCUUAUGGCAUCAGACACAUCGAAAUUGCCUGAUGUAAAGAUUAGGCAAGAUGAUACUGCCACCUUACUCUACUCCUCUGGCACCACUGGUCUCAGUAAAGGAGUGAUCUCCACCCAUAGAAAUCUCAUCUCCAUGGUGUGUAUUUUGCUCAAAAGGCUAAAUCUGUCUGGUAGUUCUGAUGACUGUUUUCUGUGCACUGUGCCCAUGUUUCAUAUAUAUGGCCUUUGUGCUUUUGCCUGUGGGUUGCUUGGCUCCGGGGCUACUGUUGUUGUGCUGUCAAAGUUUGAGCUGGGAGAGAUGCUUAGAGCUAUUGAGAAGUAUAGAGUCACUUAUUUGCCUGUGGUUCCUCCAAUUUUGCUGGCUCUGACAAAGACCGAAGCUGCCAAAGGGUUUGAUUUGAGUUCUCUGCAAAGUGUUAUCUGUGGCGGAGCUCCUCUAAGCAAGGAUUCUACUGAGGAGUUUAUUUCGAAGUUUCCUGGAGUCACAAUAAUGCAGGGCUAUGGACUGACGGAAACAGCAGGAGUGGGAGCAUCCACUGACAAUCAGGAUGAAAGCAGACACUAUGGAACUGCUGGCAUGCUAUCUGCAAAUACUGAAGCAAAAGUUGUCGAUCCUGAUACUGGAAAUCCUCUGCCUCCUAACCAAAGAGGAGAGUUGUGGCUUCGUGGACCAGUUGUUAUGAAAGGUUAUUUCAGCAAUCCAGAAGCCACUGUUUCUGCCCUAGACAAAGAUGGCUGGCUACGAACAGGCGAUCUCUGUUACAUUGAUGAUGAAGGCUACAUCUUUAUAGUAGACAGACUGAAAGAGUUGAUUAAAUAUAAAGGAUACCAGGUUGCUCCUGCUGAACUAGAGGCACUUCUACUUUCUCACCCUGAGAUUGUAGAUGCUGCAGUAAUACCGCUCCCAGACAAAGAAGCAGGACAGAUUCCAAUGGCAUACAUAGUAAGGAAACCAGGCAGCAGACUAUCUGAAGCUAGUGUUAUAGAAUUUGUGGCUAAAAAGGUGGCACCAUACAAGAAGGUUCGUCGUGUGGAUUUUGUGAAAGAGAUUCCAAAAAAUGCAGCAGGAAAAUUGCUAAGAAAGGAUUUGAUUAAAUUAGCCACCUCCAAGCUUUGAAACUUUCGGAGUUUCAAGCAAGUGCGGGAUAUCAAUGCUUCAGUUGAUUGAUAAGAGCUCAUAUUCGUGUUUGGAAGGAGUACCUGUAGAAUUCAGGUUUUGGAUGUUCUCAAGUAUAAAGAAUGAAGGGACAUUUCUGAUUCAAAUCUAAGGCCUUCUCUUAUCAGUUUGUGUUAUUUUCCAUUAUAAAAAUCCUCCUAACCUCUACCACUCUUGGCUUUCACAAUAAAAUACCUUCAGUGCAUGGUUGUAAUGGUGAUAUUUGACAAGAAGCACACUCAAAGUUUGGUUCA
This is a messenger RNA of Cryptomeria japonica (Japanese cedar), 2034 nucleotides long. RefSeq names its product probable CoA ligase CCL5. The transcript has 6 exons. NCBI's taxonomy places the organism in Eukaryota, Viridiplantae, Streptophyta, Pinopsida, Cupressales, Cupressaceae. The record is from RefSeq and is a predicted model, not a curated record. Gene Ontology annotation, molecular function: CoA-ligase activity. Gene Ontology annotation, cellular component: peroxisome. Bases 122 to 1741 code for a protein of 539 amino acids.